AUGGAAGGCAACAAGUCCCUCGCGGACCGUGUUGGCGGCCUCCUGCCCACAUCCACUCCCAUCGCAUCCAAGAAGUCCGAGACGGAGACCAUGCGCGCAUGUGCUUUCCAAACGUCGAAAACGAUGAAGAUGGUUGAUGUGCCAAAGCCUCUGGUCACCGACCAGCGCGAUGUUAUCGUCAAGAUUACCACGGCUGCUAUCUGUGGAAGUGAUCUCCACAUGUACACCGGCGCCAUGAACCCCGGCAUGGCCAAGGGCGACAUUCUCGGUCACGAGAUGGUCGGCAUCAUCGAAUCUGUCGGUGAUCAGGUCACCAAGUUCCAAGUCGGCCAGCGAGUCUGUGUCGCCGGACCCAUCGGAUGCGGUGAAUGCGAGUUCUGCAAAAAGGGGCUCUGGUCUUGCUGUGAUACAACCAACCCUAGUGGCGCUAUGGACAAACUCUACGGUGCUCGUCUCUGCGGAGCUUACGGUUAUACGCACCUGACUGGCGGGUACUGGGGCGGUCAAGCGGAAUACCUCCGAGUGCCCUUCGCCGACCACAACCUCCUCCUCCUCCCCGAAGACAUCUCCGACGACGCCGCCGUUCUCCUCUCCGACAUCGCCUGCACAUCGUGGCACGCGAACGAGUUGAGCGAGCUGAAGGAAGGCGACACUGUCGCCAUCUGGGGAUUGGGCCCCGUCGGUCUCUUGACCGCCAUGUGGGCGAAGGAGCGUGGCGCCAAGACGAUCAUUGGUAUCGACUACGUCCCCCACAGGCUGGAGACCGCGCAGAAGGUUUUGGGCAUCACUACGUUGAACUUCAAGGAGGUUAACGUGAUCCAGGAGGUGCAGAAGUUGUGCCCCGGCGGUGUGGACUGCGCUAUUGAGGUGGCUGGCUUCCGCUACGCCAAGAGCUGGUUGCACGCCAUUGAAACCACUCUAAAGCUCGAGACCGACGCCAUCGACACCGUUGUUGAGGCCAUCACCCUCGUGAAGAAGGGCGGCCACGUCACCAUCAUGGGGGACUACUUCGGAUAUGCCAACCACUUCCCAAUCGGCGCCAUGAUGGAGAAGCACAUCACCGUCCGCGGCGGCCAAGUCCUAACCCAAAAGUACUGGAAAGACCUUCUCCGCCGGUUCCGUGAAGGCCUCAAGUGCGGCGUCGACCCCACCUUCAUCAUCACCCACCGCCUGCCGCUCGAGCAAGCACCAGAAGGGUUCCGGACAUUCAACGACAAGACGGACAACGUCAUCAAGGUACUCCUCAAGCCCGGAUUGAAGGCGUAG
Molecule: messenger RNA, 1266 nt
Organism: Fimicolochytrium jonesii
Lineage: Eukaryota; Fungi; Chytridiomycota; Chytridiomycetes; Spizellomycetales; Powellomycetaceae
Product: chaperonin 10-like protein
Exons: 4
Coding region: 1-1266 (421 amino acids)
Molecular function (GO): oxidoreductase activity; zinc ion binding
Source: RefSeq, a predicted model, not a curated record